Neofelis nebulosa (Clouded leopard) is the source of this 1821-nucleotide messenger RNA. RefSeq names its product general transcription factor IIH subunit 4 (gene GTF2H4). Gene Ontology annotation, biological process: nucleotide-excision repair. Gene Ontology annotation, cellular component: transcription factor TFIIH core complex; transcription factor TFIIH holo complex. The record is from RefSeq and is a predicted model, not a curated record. Gene Ontology annotation, molecular function: ATPase activator activity; double-stranded DNA binding. The coding region runs from base 308 to 1699 and encodes 463 amino acids. The transcript has 14 exons. NCBI's taxonomy places the organism in Eukaryota, Metazoa, Chordata, Mammalia, Carnivora, Felidae.
UGGGGAGGUAUAAGAGAGUUGAGUGAGAGGCGAGGAGUAGGAGGAAAGUAGGAGAGAAGUUAAGAGAUCGGACGUAUGGAUCGGGUGAAUGGGGUAUAGUCUUGGAGGGGAAAGAGGAAAGGUGGGCGUAGAUUUGGGAGACAAGGAGGAGAAAGGUAGUUCAUUGCUGUGCCCGGCAGGACCUGUGGGGCCGAGAAAUAAGAUGGGAAGGAUUGACAGAUUUGGAGCUCAUAAGCUGAUCUGACCAGAAGAGGUGGAAGGGAGAGAGGAUUGGGCUCAAACAAGUUUCCUUGUCACUGCUUAGGUGAUGGAGAGCACCCCCUCAAGGGGCGGACUGAACCGAGUCCACCUACAAUGCAGGAACCUGCAGGAAUUCCUAGGGGGCUUGAGCCCUGGCAUAUUGGACCGAUUGUAUGGGCACCCUGCCACCUGUCUGGCUGUGUUUAGGGAGCUCCCCUCUUUGGCUAAGAACUGGGUGAUGCGGAUGCUCUUCCUGGAGCAGCCUUUGCCACAAGCUGCUGUAGCCCUGUGGGUGAAGAAGGAAUUCAGCAAAGCUCAAGAGGAAAGUACAGGGCUGCUGAGUGGCCUCCGUAUCUGGCACACCCAGCUGCUCCCUGGUGGUCUCCAGGGCCUCAUCCUUAACCCCAUCUUCCGCCAGAACCUCCGCAUUGCCCUUCUGGGUGGGGGAAAGGCCUGGUCUGAUGACACAAGUCAACUGGGUCCAGACAAGCACGCCCGGGAUGUUCCCUCACUUGACAAGUACGCCGAGGAGCGAUGGGAGGUGGUCCUACACUUCAUGGUGGGCUCCCCCAGUGCAGCCGUCAGCCAGGACUUGGCUCAGCUUCUCAGCCAGGCUGGGCUCAUGAAGAGCACUGAACCUGGAGAGCCACCCUGCAUUACGUCGGCCGGCUUCCAAUUCCUGUUGCUGGACACCCCUGCCCAGCUCUGGUACUUUAUGUUGCAGUAUUUGCAGACAGCCCAGAGUCGGGGCAUGGACCUGGUGGAGAUUCUCUCCUUCCUCUUCCAGCUCAGCUUCUCUACUUUGGGCAAGGAUUACUCUGUGGAAGGUAUGAGUGAUUCUUUGUUGAAUUUCCUGCAACAUCUGCGUGAGUUUGGGCUUGUUUUCCAGAGGAAGAGGAAAUCUCGGCGGUACUACCCCACACGACUGGCCAUUAAUCUCUCGUCAGGUGUUUCUGGAGCUGGGGGUACUGCCCAUCAGCCAGGCUUCAUUGUUGUGGAAACUAAUUACCGACUGUAUGCUUACACAGAGUCGGAGCUGCAGAUCGCCCUGAUUGCUCUCUUCUCAGAGAUGCUUUAUCGCUUCCCCAACAUGGUCGUGGCGCAGGUGACCCGGGAGAGCGUGCAGCAGGCCAUCGCCAGUGGCAUCACAGCCCAGCAGAUCAUCCAUUUCCUAAGGACAAGGGCCCACCCAGUGAUGCUCAAACAGACACCUGUGCUGCCGCCCACCAUCACGGACCAGAUUCGGCUGUGGGAGCUAGAAAGGGACAGACUCCGGUUCACUGAGGGUGUACUGUAUAAUCAGUUCUUGUCGCAAGUGGACUUUGAGCUGCUGCUGGCCCACGCUCGGGAGCUGGGCGUUCUGGUGUUCGAGAACUCGGCCAAGAGGCUGAUGGUGGUGACCCCGGCCGGGCACAGCGACGUCAAGCGCUUCUGGAAGCGGCAGAAGCACAGCUCCUGAGAGUGCGGGAUCAGACCCGGGCGGGGUGGGGCGGCUGCGUGGAGGCGGACGCAGCCUUAGAACUCAGGUGUUUUUUUAUUUACACGCCGGACUCUUAUUGUUUAAUAAAGUUGUGGAAGUGA